This is a messenger RNA of Miscanthus lutarioriparius, 672 nucleotides long. The record is from the annotation of a GenBank genome assembly. NCBI's taxonomy places the organism in Eukaryota, Viridiplantae, Streptophyta, Magnoliopsida, Poales, Poaceae.
AUGUAUCAGCAACACCAUCACUGGGCAAAUUCCACAUGUUAUUGCGUUGAUGGUGAGCUCAAAGCUGGUGAUGCGAUCCUUUCCUCUCGGCCAGACGCCUUGCUUGCCGAUGGAGGAGCAUUCCUGCCUUCUCCAUUGCUGCCGACGCCGUCGAGCUACAUGCCUCAUCACUAUUCGCAGCAGGCCCCUGCCAUUGUUCCUCCACCCAUGGACAGCCGGCUGCACGCCAUCACCCACUUGUCCCAGGCGUCGUCGUCAGACAUGGCUGCAGCAACGUCCUCGUCGACGUUUCGCCGGGCGUUGAGCACGGGAGACCUCAUCGUCCGGGACCGGGAGGAGGAGCAAAGGGUGCCGGUGGCGGCAAGGAAGACGCUCGCAGACAGUCGUCCCCGGGUGAAGGGCCGCUUCGCGCGCAACGGCGGCGACUACACAGAGACGGAGGCGGAUGCAGUUGCAGACCACCAUGUUCAUGUCCCAGCAGCAGCACAUCAGUCAGAGUCAGAGUCAGACUCGCCGGCGGCAACAGCAGCAGCGCCGGAGUGGUGGCCGGCAGUGCAGGAGGAGGGCAUCAACCUAGCAGAGCUCUGUGCCGACGACGACGAGAUGAUGGCCGCCUACCUUGGAGUCUCCUCCAUCAGUAUAGCUGAUCAUCACUACAGCUGCCACCCAUAG